AUGCCUGACAUGAUGCCUGGUCAAUAUCUCCACAUGCCUCCUCCAUUGCCUGUAAAAGGGCUACCUGUUGAUGAGGAUGACGGUCGUACACUUUCCAGCGCCAGGCAGAGAAGAAGUCCUCGAUGGGAUUUAAGAAUGGAGAACUUCUGCCCCCUCACACUGGACAUCAACACGGCAAACAGAAAACUCCGUCUGUCUGAAGGGAACAAGAAGGUGACACGUGAGGAGACAGUAACUAAAUAUCCUGAUCAUCCUGACAGAUUUGACAGUUAUGCCCAAGUUUUGUGCAGAGAGGCUCUGACUGGGACUCGCUGUUACUGGGAGGUGGAGUGCAGUGGAGACUUUGUGAGGAUUGGAGUCGCAUGUAAAGGACUGGGCAGGAAAGGAGAGGGUGUGGAGUGCCUUCUUGGAUAUAACGACAAGUCCUGGUGUUUGCAGUGUUCUCAUUCCCAGUACUCUGUGUUUCACAAUAACCAGCGGUCUGUUAUCAGUGCCCCCUACAGCCCCAGAAUAGGUGUGUAUCUGGACUGGCCUGCUGGCUCUCUGUCAUUUUAUAGCGUCUCACACACAAUGACCCUCCUGCACAGGUUCAACACCUCCUUCACUGAACCCCUCUAUCCAGGGUAUUGGCCUGGUUAUGACUGCAGUGUAACAAUCAGCCAUCUGACACCAUGUGACCACUGACCAGUACCCUCUACCGGUCACUUGAUGUCCCCACACACUCAGGUGUCUUUGUGUUUGCAGUUUGGGGUCAAAAUUAAUUUUCCACUAUAGCUGGGGUGGCAGCACCUCUGUGGGUGAAUUUGUGGAUGAGAAUGCGGGGUGAGUGCGGCUGUCAGGGUCUCCAUUAUUAUUGGGUCUGAGUAGCCAAUCAGGUGUGUGUGUCAAAGUGAGGGGCGGUGACACCUCAGACCAAGAAAUACCAGUCUGACCAGCAGAGGUCACUGUUGAUUCACAUCCACAUGUCCUACAGGCUGACACCCCAACUGCUUUGUCCUCUGAGUGUCACUGAAUGUCACCUGUCAGUCAGUCUAUAUAGCGCCUUUCAGUAGUGCUGCUCCAGCACGACCACAUGCCUGUUUCAGUAUCCAGAGCCUCAUUCCAGUGACUAUUUAGGAGCACAGAGUGACAGAAGUGACAGGAGUGCUGGCCUCUGAACAGACAUUGUCUGCCCAUCUAUUAGUUACUCCGGUGGUCUGUCACCUCUGAAUGAAUUCACUGUGAAUGUCUAAAGACGAGGACUCACCGCUCAGUCAUAUGUCGGCCAUACUGAUGGAGUUUCGUGUUUUACUGAGUCACUUGGUGUCACAUUAGACAUUAAACUGCACCUCCUCCUUGUUGUUCCCAAUGUCACCCAACCUCAAGGAGACGAGUCAGCUGACUGACUUCACCUUCACUGUUGGUUUUCAAAGUGACAAUCAGAUGUGACACUUGGGGACACUUUUAUCUUUCCACUGACACACACAUUCCCAGGAUUCGUUUACAAUUCCCUCAGGACCCCUCAAGGAGUUUUGUGUUACCUGACAUCAGUGUGUGUGAAGAAGCCAAUGAAGGCCCAGGCUGACAGCCCCCCCACUGUGUAUUACAGGCCUCACCAGCAGAUGGCGACUAUGACUUCUAAAUCUGUCAUCUUCAUGGAGCCUGACGGGUUAAAAGGAAGAGGAGAAGGUGAAUAAAGAGUGAGGGGUGAGGAUGAUAGAGAAGAGAUUCAGGGUGAUAAAGGGUGAGAUGAGUGACCUGAGACAGAGUGAGUCAGACGAGUGUGUCACUUGUGUGUUUGUCAGUUUUGUUCUCUCUCUGAUUUUCUCCUCUUUGACUUGUCACACGCUGAUCGCCGUCCUGUGAUCACAGAUUGUAUUCCUCGUUGAUCAAAUCUGUAUCUCGAUGUGUGACUGACGUCUGAUUCUUUAAGCACUCGCUCAUCAGACAGGUUGUCACCCGAUGAGCUCUUCACUGCUGACCUAAGCCCUGCUGCCCUCUUCUCUCUCCUGUCACCUCGGCCAUUGCUUCAGUCCCCGCUGUGUGACCUCAUAAAGCCACUGGUCUGUCUGGUCACUCAGGUCCUCGUCACAGCUGCACACUGGCAGUCGUUCAAACUCUACAGGCUGACAGCCAUGUUGUCCUGUCGUCUGAUGUUUGUGUUGGUUGAGGUUGUCUCCUGCUGACCUCGGGGGCUUUUAGAGCUCAGGAUUAAUGAAAUGGAAAUGUCAGUCAGCAGGGUGGGCAGGUGGGCACAUUCAGGGCAAAAUGUCACUUAAAAGUCGAUGA
Polypterus senegalus (gray bichir) is the source of this 2268-nucleotide messenger RNA. Its product is annotated as stonustoxin subunit beta-like. Bases 1 to 684 code for a protein of 227 amino acids. Gene Ontology annotation, molecular function: protein binding. The record is from RefSeq and is a predicted model, not a curated record. NCBI's taxonomy places the organism in Eukaryota, Metazoa, Chordata, Cladistia, Polypteriformes, Polypteridae. The transcript has 2 exons.